GCCGCUUCUCUCUUUUCCUCUCUCUCUCUCUCUCUCAUUCUCUCUCUCUCUUUUGCCUUGACUCUUCUCGCCUGCAUCUCGAAGCUUCGAGUCGCAGUCGCAGUAGCAGUGGCAGCCAUGGAGCGUCGCUCGAGAGGGAGGAGGAACGAUGCGUUACGAGGCAGGGUGCUCGCCCUUGCUGCUGCGGUGCUGCUCGUGCUCGUCUCGCUCGCAGCUGUCGCACCAGCACGGGCGGCUGCGUCGGCGCCGAGCGUAGCACGGAACCGCUUCGCCAACUUGCCGGCCUCGCUCGUGUACAUCGACGACACCAGCAUCGUCAUGUACCACGAUGCGCUCAAUGGCGAGGUGCAUCGCUCCGACGACGAGGGCAAGACGUGGAAGCCGGUCAAGGGCCCCGCCAAGGGCGAGGCGUACCUGCUCGUGCAGCACCCCUACGACAAGCGCAUGUCCUUUAUCCUCUCCUCGGGCACCAAGCACUGGCGUUCGACAGACAUGGGCAAUACGUGGCACAAGUUCGAGACGCCGUCGGCGCCCGCCGUGCGAGCUGGUGCGCCACUCGAGUUCAACGCCGACCAGAAGCACGCCGACUACAUCAUCUUUACAGGCAAGCACUGCACCAUGUGGACGCCCUGGGGCGGCCAUGUGUGCCACGACGAGGCCUUUUACACCACCGACGCCUUUGCCUCGACGCCCAAGCCGCUGAUCGUGUAUCUGAUGCACUGCACGUGGGCCAAGUCGUCCAAGGCCGUCGCGGUGAAGCCCGAGCACGCCGAGCGCAUCUACUGCAUCGCCUGGGACGACAGCCCCACGGGCAGCCAUCCGGCAGAGCGAAAGGCAGCAAAGAAGCGGGCGCCAACGGACUCGCCGACGAAGCUCUUUUAUACAGACGACUUCUUCAAGACAGGCAAGCGCGCCGUCGACCUGGACCUGGGCCGCGACGCGACCCAGUUUGUUGGCUUUGGCCCCUCGAACCAGUUUCUCGUCACGGCACUAAAGGACACCUCAAGCUCGGCUGGCGGCGGCGGCGGCGCGGGCACGGGCAUCCAGAUGGCCCUCUACGUCAGCCACGACGGCGACCAGUGGCAGCGCGCCCAGUUUCCCCACGGCGCGGGGCUGGCGGAGAACGCAUACACGAUCGUCGAGGGGACCGCCCACUCGCUCGUCGUCGAUGUCCAGGACGCGCUCGAGGCCGGCGACGUGGGCACGCUCUACACGAGCGACUCGACGGGUGUCCGCUUCGUCAAGAGCCUCGAGGGCACGAGCCGGAGUCGCGACGGCAUCGUCGACUACGAGCAUCUGGCCAACAUCGAGGGCGUGAGCCUGGUCAAUGUCAAGGUCGCCAAGGAUGCCUCGCAGCCGGGCUCGUCGGCGCGUGUCACCAAGUCGAUGAUCACCUACGACGACGGCAGCAGCUGGAACCUGCUCCCGCCACCCAAGGACCAGGUCCACCGCUGCGGUGCGACCGACGCAUAUCGCUGCUCGCUCCACCUCUGGUCCGUCACCCACAUGCACAACACCGGCCGCGUCUUCUCCUCGACGGCGCCCGGCUUCGUCAUGGGCGUCGGCAGCGUCGGCGACCAGCUCCUGCCGUACGAGGACUGCGACACCUUUCUCUCGACUGACGCUGGGCGCACGUGGACCAAGAUCCAGCCCGAGGGUGCGCACAAGUACGAGUUCGGCGACCAGGGCAACCUCCUGGUGGUUGUCGGCGACGAGGACGCGACCGACCACGCCAGCUACUCGUGGGACCACGGCAAGACGUGGCAGACGGUCAAGCUCGGCGUGACACUACGACCGAAAGUGCUCACCACCAUCCUCGACGGCACCUCGCAGAAGUUUCUCCUGAUUGGCAGCCAGACGCGCAAGCAGGCCGGCAAGGAGCUGCCCCAGGUCGCCGUCUUUCUCGACUUUGCGGGCAUGAAGCGCAAGUGCACGGAAAAGGACAUGGAGGAGUGGUACUUUAGGGACGAAGGUAAGGGAGAGCCCAAGUGCCUCAUGGGCCACAAGCAGCACUUCAAGCGCAGGAAGCCAAACGCCGACUGCUACGUCGGCGACAAGUUCCACGACCCCGAGCCGCGCCACGACCCGUGCCCGUGCACCGACGAGGACUACGAGUGCGACUUUGGAUUUGUGCGCGACGAAAAGGGCCAGUGCCAGUCGACGGGCCGCGAGGAGCUGCCGCCGGGGGCGUGCGCAGGACCCGCCGACAAGACGUUCCAGGGCUCGUCGGGCUACCGCAAGAUCCCUGGCAACGAGUGCGACCGCGACAAGGGCGUCAAGAAGGACGAGCCGGUGACGCGCAACUGCGAUGGCGUCGCUGCCCCACCGGGCCAGCCAAUGCACCGGAGGACCCACUUUGACGGCGAGAUUGUCGACCAUGCCUACUUCCCGGACUCGAGCAACGUCCUCCUUGCCCUGGGCGACGGCUCCAUCUGGCGCUCCCUCAACGACGGCUUGGGCUGGAGCCAGAUGGAGGUCAUCUACGACCAAAGCUACCCCGAUGCGCACUACCUCACCAUGGCCAUGCACACCUACGACAAGGAGCGCGGCUACCUCAUCACCAAUGGCCAGCGCAUACAGUACACGUACAACGGCGGCAAGGCCUGGCACUUUUUCUCAGCGCCCACGCCGGCCAACAACAUGGGCCUGCCCAUCCUCAGCUUCCACCCCAUCAAGAGCGACUGGCUCAUCUGGACCGGCUCCUAUGGCGACUGCUCCUCGACCCAGUCGACCGACUGCCGCGCCGUGGCCUUCUACUCGCUCGAUCACGGCACCAACUGGCUCAAGAUCGACGAGUAUGUGCGCACGUGUGCGUGGGCCAGGACGGCCAAGUUCCACGUCGACCCCACGGCCAUUGUAUGCGAGAGCUAUGCGGACAAGAAGGGCAACCAGCGCUCCUUUGAUGCCGCCAACAACAACCUCGAGCUCGUCUGGGGUCCCAACCACUACGACCGACGGGGCAGCCAGCGGCGGCGGCUGUUUAAUGCCGUCGAGGGCUUUGCCGUCUUUGACGAGUUCUUCAUCGUCGCCGACUACGGCGCGACCAGCGACACGCUCUCGCUCAAGGUCUCGAUGGACGGCCACACCUUUGCCCCCGCCCAUUUCCCGCCCAACACGCGGCUGGAGAAGCGCGCAUACACGAUCCUCGACUCGGUCACCAACUCCGUCUUUUUGCACGGCACCACCCACAGCAAGGCCGGCAGCGAGUGGGGCAGCCUGUUCCGGAGCAACUGGAACGGGACCUACUACACGCUCUCGCUCGACCACGUGAACCGCAACGAGUACGGGUACGUGGACUUUGAAAAGAUGCUGGGCCUCGAUGGCGUCGCCAUGGCCAAUGUGGUGAGCAACCCCGACGAGGCCAGCGUCUCGGGCGUCAAGACGCUCCAGACGCGCAUCACCCACAACGACGGCGGCCGAUGGCGGCCCCUCACGCCGCCCGAACGCGACGUCAGAGGCCAGCCAUACGCCUGCAACGACGUCGGCUGCCAGCUCCACCUCCAUGGCUACACCGAGCGCGACGACCCGCGCUCGACGUACAGCAGCCCCUCGGCCGUCGGCUUCAUGCUCGCCGUGGGCAACGUCGGCAAGACGCUGGCGCCCUACCGUGACUCCGACACUUUCCUCACGCGCGACGGCGGCUUCACGUGGGAAGAGGUGCACAAGGAUGCGCACAAGUGGGAGUACGGCGACCAGGGCUCUCUUCUGGUUCUCGUCAACGACGAGCAGGCCACCGACACGGUCCUCUACUCGACCGACGAAGGGCUCAGCUGGCGCGAGUACCGCUUUGGCGAGCAGGGCGAAAAGGUGCGCGUGACCAACAUUGUCACUGUGCCCGAGGACACGCACCGCAAGUUCAUCCUCCUGGGCACCACGACGCGCUCCGCCAACCAGGCCGUGGCCAUCCACCUCGACUUUUCGAGCCUGUCGUCGAACAAGUGCCACCUGGACACCAAGAAUCCAGACAAGGGCGACUUUGAGCUCUGGAGCCCGUCCGAGGGUGCCAACGACCGCUGCCUGUUUGGCCGCGAGGUGUCGUACUGGCGCCGCAAGCGCACCGCCGACUGCUACGUCGGCCGCAAGCUGUACGAGCACCGCGAGGUGGUGCGCAACUGCACGUGCACCAUGCAGGACUUUGAGUGCAACUUCAACUUCUUCCCCGACCCCGCCGACCCGGACAACAAGUGCCUGCCCUACCCCGGCUCGCGCGCCCUGGGCCCGACGGCGACGAUGGCCGAGCAGUGCGACGGUCCAGCUGGAGACUACUACUACGAGCCCACGUCGAUGCGCCGCGUGCCGCACAGCUCUUGCGACGGCGGCCUCCGGCCCGACCGCGGCGCACGGCACGUGUGCCCCACCAGCCUCCGCCGCCACGGCUUCCUCUGGUGGACGAGCCUGCUGCUGGCGCCCUUUCUCCUCGCCGCCCUCGUGGGCGCCUGGUGGACCCGGCGCUCCGGCUCAACGUCGCCGCACCACCGCCGGCCCGGCGCGAUCCGGCUGCCCCAGGGCAGCGGCAUCGGCGGCACCGACGACUACUUUGGCGGCGACAGCAAGCUCGUCCAGACGCUCGCCUCGGUGCCCUGGUUCAUCGUCGGCACCGCCGGCCUCGUCUGGGCGCGUUCCCUCGACAUUGCCGAGCGCCUGCCCCUCGUCGGCGGCUGGCUCCGCACGCGGCCCGCUGGCAGCUACGGCGGCUACCGCGGCCUGCACACCGACGACGACGCCGAGAUCCUGCGCGACUAUGAGGACGACGAGCCGGACCGGUUGUGAGCACCGUCUCUCACUCUCAACACACACAUUAGUUUUUCAUCGCUUCUUCAUUCUCAUACUGUGUGUCAAAAUUCAAGUAAUGCUUCCAUUGCACAGCCGUC
Messenger RNA from Acaromyces ingoldii, 4871 nucleotides. Its product is annotated as Oligoxyloglucan reducing end-specific cellobiohydrolase. Lineage: Eukaryota; Fungi; Basidiomycota; Exobasidiomycetes; Exobasidiales; Cryptobasidiaceae. Gene Ontology annotation, cellular component: membrane; Golgi apparatus. Gene Ontology annotation, biological process: Golgi to vacuole transport; protein targeting to vacuole; Golgi to endosome transport. The transcript has a single exon. The coding region runs from base 118 to 4770 and encodes 1550 amino acids. The record is from RefSeq and is a predicted model, not a curated record. Gene Ontology annotation, molecular function: protein binding.